UAACAUUUACACAUGUACUCCAUAAACUACUGUGGGAAGAUUGCCUAAUCACUGUACCAUCUCAGAGAAAAACAGAACAUCAAUGCCAGAAUCUUUCUCAGUAUUUAGCAAUUGUAAGAUGGUCAUUGAUUGUACUGAUUUGGAAAUAGCUGCCCCUGGCUUAAUGAGUGAGCAAAGAAUGACUUAUUCAACUUAUAGAGGGAUGAACUCUUUUAAGACCCUCAUUGGUGUUGUCCCCAAUGCAGUUAUUACGCAUGUAAGCAAAUUAUUCCGUGGUUCUACAUCAGAUAAAGCCAUUGUUAAAAAUUCAGGCGUAUUGAACCAUUUUAAACCUGGUGAUUUAAUACUUGCAGACAAAGGGUUUCUGAUCAGUGAUGUUGUACCGGUUGGGGUGUCUGUCAAUAUUCCCCCAUUCCUUUACAAUGGGAAGUUUAACGAAUCCGAAAUCAAACUGACGAAAACAAUUGCAAGAUGUAGGAUUCAUGUUGAAAGAGUGAAUGCCCAUUUAAAGGACUUUAAGAUUCUGAACUUCAUCCCACCUUAUCGUCAAUGCUAUUCGGACAAAAUUCUUCAACUGUGUGCUGGAUUGGUGAAUCUUCAACCCUCAUCGAUCAAAGAGAUAAGAGACACUGUGGAUAUGGAAUGAUAGUUUUUUGUAAGAAAAUAUGUAAUUUCAUAAAACAUUUUAGUGAACAUAAAUGUUCCAUAUGUAAAGGAGACUCAUUUAAGUUUUUUGUGGCUUCUAUUACACUCUGAAAACACUACUAUUUACUAAUUUUAAAUCAUGUUGUAUUUUUUAUGUUUGUAUCAUGGAAAGUUUUAAUAGAGUAUAAAUGUACAAUAUGAAAUAUAAAAGUAUAAUGCUAUAUUGUAUUUAAUGCUAUCUAUAUAUAUAUGUUUAUCUCUUGCUUAAACUACCACCUGUGAG
Stylophora pistillata is the source of this 928-nucleotide messenger RNA. RefSeq lists its product as uncharacterized. The record is from RefSeq and is a predicted model, not a curated record. Lineage: Eukaryota; Metazoa; Cnidaria; Anthozoa; Scleractinia; Pocilloporidae.